Molecule: messenger RNA, 678 nt
Organism: Hordeum vulgare subsp. vulgare (domesticated barley)
Lineage: Eukaryota; Viridiplantae; Streptophyta; Magnoliopsida; Poales; Poaceae
Exons: 6
Coding region: 1-678 (225 amino acids)
Source: RefSeq, a predicted model, not a curated record
AUGGCUCGCAAGCGCCGCCGCGCGGAUCAGUGCACGACGGCGCCGUCACCGCCUCCGCCCUUUUGGACUAAACUUACUCACCGACAACCGGUGGUCGUAUUCCCCCACGGUGCCGGUGCCCCCUCCUCCUCUGAUUGGAUGACCCACUGGAAGGAGAUGGUGAAAGAUGCCCUGGAUGCCAUUGAAGUAGUAACAUUCGACUAUCCAUAUAUGUCGGGUGGUAAACGGAGGCCUCCCCCGAAGGCAGACAAGCUUGUCGACCAUCAUCUCAGUGUGGUGAAGAAUGUUGUGGCAGAGCAUCCUGGUCACCCGCUUGUUCUUAUGAGGAAGUCUAUGGGUUCGAGGGUCAGCUGCAUGGUAGCUAGCUCCGAUGGUAUCAGUGCUUCUGCGGUCAUAUGCUUGGGUUAUCCAUUGAAGGAAGCGAAAGGGGUAAUGAGGGAUGAGAUACUACUAAAGCUGAUGGUUCCAACAAUGUUUGUGCAGUUCAUCGCUUUCACCACCCACAUCAUCUUCACGCAUUACACCAACAUCUUCCCCACCGUGGACCGCAUGCACACUCUGUCGUACCCCAUCGACAACACCCCGGAGGAGGCAGUGAAAGGCGCCCGGAGGAGGAGCGAGGUGGAGUGGGAGCAAGGAGGAGCAAGCUGGAGAAGGCAGCACCCAGACGACGGCUAG